Penicillium waksmanii is the source of this 1761-nucleotide messenger RNA. RefSeq lists its product as uncharacterized. The transcript is spliced from 3 exons. The record is from RefSeq and is a predicted model, not a curated record. Lineage: Eukaryota; Fungi; Ascomycota; Eurotiomycetes; Eurotiales; Aspergillaceae. Gene Ontology annotation, cellular component: mitochondrion. Bases 1 to 1761 code for a protein of 586 amino acids.
AUGUUGACUCGACUGAGUCUACGAGGUUCAGUUCGAUCUAUCAUUAGGUGUUCAAGCGCAAGCUUGACCCCGGGGUACAGCCAAGCUCCGGUUCAACAUGGCUUCACCAAGGCAUUCAUUGCCAGGUCAAAUCGUUCAUAUUGUCAAUCUUCACCAAGAUUCAACUCUCCGGAUAUUAAGAUCACAUCGGAAGAACUCUUCCGAUAUACUGAAGGUCGAUGGUUGGUUGGCGAUGACCUCAAUCAAGAACUGCGUUACGUCAAAUUUGAUGUCCACGAACUUUGUCGCCGUGCUGCUGAAGACGUUGGAGAUGGGACCAAGGUUAUUCGCGUUGACAAAAUACCUUCUUUGAAUAGCAGGGUCUUGCUUUUGACCAUGGACGAUGGGAAGGAAAUCAUAGCGAAGAUCAAAUGUCCAAUCACUGGUCCGGUGAUGAUGACGACGAUUUCGGAGGUUACCAUCCUUGCAUUCCUGGAUGGAAUGACAUCCAUCCGAGGUCCGGAAGUGUACGGUCUCGAAUGUGAUGAGGAAAAAUUGGGUGCAGAAUACAUUCUCAUGGAGAAGAUGAAGGGGGUCCCCUUGACGCAAAAAUGGGGCUCAAUGAGCAGCCUGGAUCAAAUGAAGAUAAUCGAUCAAGUCGUGGAGAUGGAAAAGGAGCUUGCAAACCUCAAAUUCCCGGCGUACGGCAGUCUUGCUACUCCAGUUCUGUCGGAGGUGGAUUUCCGCACAUACCCACUGUCUUCAUCACUUGACCCCGACCGGCAUUGUGCUAUUGGACCAUGCUUCGACUCAGACUGGUGGUAUACUCGGAACCAAGAUGGCACUCAGGCCAAAAUUGUAGACAGUGGCCCUUGGUUGACUCUUGCAGAGUAUGGACAUGCGAUUACGCAACGCGAGCUUGCGCUUAUCGAAAACGAAAGCACAGCGCCCGAAAUCCAACGACGACUUGAGAGUUUUGACAAGUCCCAGUCUCUCGCCGAAUAUAAGGACCUGCUGAAGAAAGUGCAAAGUGUGAUACCGAUUCUCUCACGCGAUCAACGUGUGCUUGACAUAGCAGAGCCGAUUUUACGAAACGACAUGCUAGGCCUGGAGGAUAUCUAUGUUUCGCUAGAAGAUCCGACCAAAAUUGAAGGGUUUAUCGGCUGGCGGACAAGCAAAGUACUGCCGCUCUUCGUGCAGGCUAGCCUACCAAACUUCGUCCCACUCCCUGCUUUCUACACGUACGGUGCGCACACUUACUCUCGCCCGGAUGAUUUCGAUACUUUAAGUCCCGAAACCAAGCAGUCUGUUAUCAAAGAACUAGACAUGGCAUCGAGAGCCAAGUAUUACGAGUUGAAGCGGUGCCAGGAAAUCAAGAAAAUGAACAAUCCAUAUGAAGUGAACCGCAAACUGUGGCGCCUCUUCGAGGUUUGCGCGAUGCAAGGUUCUGGGAGUAUAACCCCACUCCGCAACCGACUCCACCAAUUGUUUGAGAACUGGUCUGCACUUGGGCUUCCUGGGGCUUGCCCUUUUUCCGUUACAGAGGCUGAAGUUCAGCGGCAGCGACAGCAGGAAGACAAGUUGAUCGCGUCGCUUGAUGUGGAGGACAUUGUGCGAGACAAGCUUUCGACAAAUUCUGUUGGGUGGAUUGCGAGUGAUCAAUGGGAGGAGAAGCUCAAGGCGAAUCAGGAGUUGCACGAGGAUUUUGUUCAGACGGUGAGCAAGGAUAUAGACGCUGAGUCUGCAACGCAGAUGUGGCCGUUUCCGCCGAACUCGAAGUAG